CGACGACAUCGGGCGACCCUGCAGGAUGGUGGCUGCGGCCGCGGCGGCGGCGGUGGUGCCGGCGGCGGAGGCUGAGCCAGGCGGCGGGUAGAAAAUGGCGGAUUUCGAGGAGCUCAGGAAUAUGGUAUCAAGUUUUCGGGUGUCUGAACUGCAAGUGUUGCUGGGUUUUGCUGGACGUAAUAAAAGUGGGCGCAAACAUGACCUCCUAAUGAGGGCUCUGCACUUGCUGAAGAGCGGCUGUAGCCCAGCAGUUCAGAUCAAGAUCCGGGAACUCUACCGGCGCCGCUAUCCCAGGACAAUUGAAGGCCUUUCUGACUUGACUGCUCUAAAAUCUUCAGUUUUCAACCUGGACAGUAGCUCUUCUCCGGUGGAACCUGACUUAGCCGUGCCCGGAUUGCAUCCCACACCUUCAACCUCGGUUGCUCCCCAAUCACCUUCCUCUCCUCUUGGUUCAGUGUUACUUCAGGACACCAAGCCUCGUUUUGAGAUGCAGCAGCCGUCCCCGUCGGUUCCUCCAGUGCAUCCUGAUGUUCAGUUGAAGAAUCUCCCUUUUUAUGAUGUGCUUGACAUUCUCAUAAAACCUACCAGCUUAGUACAGAGCAGUAUUCAGAGAUUCCAGGAGAAGUUCUUUAUUUUUGCUUUAACACCCCAACAAGUCAGAGAAAUCUGCAUUUCCAGGGACUUUUUGCCCGGAGGCAGAAGAGAUUACACAGUGCAGGUUCAAUUGAGACUGUGCCUAGCAGAAACAAGCUGCCCUCAAGAGGAUAACUACCCCAAUAGUUUAUGCAUAAAAGUGAACGGGAAGCUCUUUCCGUUGCCGGGAUAUGCACCUCCACCUAAAAAUGGAAUUGAACAGAAGAGGCCUGGACGUCCCUUGAACAUUACAUCAUUAGUUAGACUUUCCUCUGCGGUGCCAAACCAGAUUUCUAUAUCCUGGACAUCUGAAAUUGGAAAGAAUUACUCAAUGUCUGUGUAUCUCGUGCGCCAGCUGACUUCAGCAAUGUUGCUACAGAGACUAAAAUUGAAGGGUAUUCGGAAUCCUGAUCAUUCUCGGGCACUAAUUAAAGAAAAACUCACUGCUGAUCCAGAUAGUGAAAUUGCUACAACCAGCCUGCGAGUAUCACUGAUGUGUCCUCUGGGGAAAAUGAGGCUGACCAUCCCCUGCCGUGCCGGCACUUGUACUCACCUGCAGUGCUUUGAUGCCGCUCUCUAUCUUCAAAUGAAUGAGAAGAAGCCGACCUGGAUCUGUCCCGUGUGCGACAAGAAAGCGACAUACGAGAAUCUCAUCCUGGAUGGGCUCUUUAUGGAAAUUUUGAAUGAAUGUUCAGAUGUUGAUGAGAUCAAGUUCCAGGAGGACGGUUCCUGGUGCCCUAUGAGGCCCAAGAAGGAGCCUUUGAAAGUCGUAAGUCCACAGUGCCCCAAAAUAGAAAUCCUGCACUCUCCAGGUUCUGCCAUGGUCAGUAAGCAGGGCUCGACCCCCACUGGCGAAGUCAGCAAGAAGAAAGUGGACGUCAUCGAUCUCACUGUAGAAAGUUCGUCUGACGAAGAGGAGGACGCCCCGCCCAAACGGAAAUGCAUAUACAUGUCGGACACACAAGCGAGUCCCACGAAAGGCGUCCUUGUGUAUCAGCCGGCAGCCGUACGAGUGCCAGGAGUCAGCACGGUGGAUUCUACGGCCAUCGCCCCAUCAUUAACAGACUACUCUGUACCCUUCCACCAUCCACCAAUAUCAAGCAUUUCGUCUGACUUGCCUGGUAAUGAUUUCCUGGUGGUUCUUCACCUAGACCCGCAGUACUGUGCUCCUAUGUUUUUGGAUAGUCUCACCUCGUCCUUGCCAGCAAACACCGCCUCCGGCAACAUCCUCACCUCAGCCAGCCCCCUCGACAGCAGCAGCACUCGCGUUAGCUCUUCGGGCCGGAGCGAGACGGCCGUGCUCAGCAGUAACAGCGUGAGCAACAUUCCGGAUAUCAUCUCCCUGGACUAAAAAAAAAGCUGAUGAAAAUCUGGACUGCCUUCUUCGCAGCUUGGAACUUUUAUUUUAAAAUAUUUAUUGGGAGAAGACAAACAAAGCAAACAAAAAGCUUUGGAUUCCACGACUGUUUACGUGCAGAUUAACAGUGGAAGAAAACUGACUGGAAUUUUUUCUUUUUCCUUUUCAUCUUGGAUGUUUCUCUUUCUUUCUCACUCUCUGUGUCUUCUCUCUUUGUCUCUGUCUCUUUCUUUCACUCUCUCUCUUCCUCCCUCCCUCUCUUCCUCCCUCCCUCCAUUUUGGGAGAAAUAUUUUCCAACAAGCCAGCCUUUCAACUUUAUGGUGGUGAAACUGACGCAGUUUUACUCUGGAUUCGAAGGAUGAAUGUGCUAAUUAUAACUUUGGCUUAGAUCUAGCAAUAAUGUAAAAAAAAAAAAAGCAGUGUUUAAAAUGAAUUUAAUUACUCGUGUGACAAAAACCUGCCUUAUCCCGGAUCUUAAGGACAAGAGGAAGGAGUUUAAAUUUUGAGGAAUUCUUGACCUUUUGCUGGGACCUGGAAGAAAUCCUUAACGGAGAGGAUGCAACUCUGCAAACUUAACAGUUGUAUAAAUUGUUUGCCUCUUCCCUUCCUCUUCCGUGAGAUCACAAUCCCUCUCGUAAAUAUGAAUUGGUGUUUCUAUUUAGGAGUCUGCUCUCCUGAAACUGCUCAGUUACAUGUGCAAAAAACAAACACCCCAACCCUGUGAGAACUGGGGGGGGAAAGUAUGCUAUGCAAAGUCUGUUUCAUGCAUCUAAUCUGUGUUUGUAAAGAUGUGAAUACGAUAUUCAGAGGUUAAUUUUUAGGAUGGGUCGUCUGUUCUCAUUAAGAGGAAGGAAAGGGGCGAGGCAGAGAUCGCUGCUUCAGAUCUUGCAAAAUAGCCCGUGCUUCAGGCCUCUGGAUGGUUCCUUGGCAUCCUUUUUUUUAUCUGCACAAGGAUCAGGACAUUGAACCACAGCUCACAUCACGCUGAUCAUUGCUACUAGGAAGAUUGGCCCUCAGUUGUCUUAAAGAGUUGUUUUAUGAGUGUAGCUAAAUUAAUGAGAAAGGAUUGUCACGCUACAAACUUCCAUCAGUUAGAAAGGGGGGGGGGGACCUCAGCGAAAGAAGCAAAUGAAUGCUUUAAGCCAGGGGUUCCCUGGCCCACUACCGGGCCGCAUGAGUGGUCGGCCUAUGCGCCUGCCUCUGUACACAUAUAGAGCCGCCCCCGCACACUCAUGGGAACGUCGCCAUAGGCGCUCACGGCCUCACUCAAGUGCCACGAACAUUGUGGGCGCACAUGCACUCGCCCCCACCCACAAAAUGACCCCCUUUCCCUCCCCCGCUCCAGGCCGCCAACCCAGAAAGUUUGGGGAACUCUGCUUUAAGCCUCACGAGUAGGGUUUUUUUGGUUUGUUUUUGUUUUGUGUGUGUGUGUGUGGCCGAAACGAAAUUGCUGAAACUAUCCCAGGAAGAGUCCUGCUGAAUAGUAUCAUCCUUGGAGGAUAAUUUCCAAGUAUUUCAUAAAGAAGCAAUUUCACUGAUAAUCAUUAUUUGCUCCCCGCCCCCAACUGUACAAAAUCUGUGAUACUGGGGAAUCUCCCAAAUAGGUGCCCUCGUGUAAAGUGCUUUCCCACGGUCAGGUUUUGUACCCGAGACCCCUGGAGUGCAAGCUUGUUUCAUCAGCUACGGCAUUAAAAAAAGAAUCUCUCCGAAGGAGAAGCAGCCACUAACCUAGAUUGGAGUGUCCAAAUCUUGGCCAUUUCUAAAACCUGUGUGGACUUUUCAACUCCCAGAAUGGAAUUCUCAGAGAUGAAGUCCACAGGUUUUCAAAACCCCUGACCUAGAUCAAUAAAGAAAAACCCCAAGAAAAAAAAAAAACAGCAGCCCCUUCAUGCCUUAGAGGUCCUGCAAACCUUUUCAUGAAACUUCCCGUAACUUUUUAAUAGUUGGCCGGAGCAUUUUAGCCAGAGUAGAUGAGAUGAGAAAAGCUCCAAGAUUUCCUUCCUAUUUUUCUCCCUACCGUUUGCUUAAAGGUCUCAGAAGUUCUCUUCCCUGCUCUCCCUUUUGACUUCCUUCCUUUUUUGUUUCUCUUUUAUCCAACUGGUGUUCCUAAAUUGCAGAGGCAUUGCCGGAUCAAUCUUUUGCUUUCCUAACCAAGUCUUAAUAUUUAUAGAGUUUAUCUGGGCCGUUUUGAUGCCUGAAGCAUCCUGCAGGUAACCAUUUCCCUUUGGAUGUUCUACCCUGAACGACACUGGUUUUGUUAUCGUUAACGACCGCGGAAAUCAAUUUUUAGCUAGCAUUUCAUCGAUCUCCACGUGUCUGCUGGGUUGUUUUUUUUUGUAUUGAUUAAAAGUAAUCAAUUCUUCUCUCUUUGGUUCAAGAAAAAUAAUGCUGUUUGCUACUACUUUUGAGAUUUUCUCUUCAGUGCUGUUCGAAAGGACUUUUUUUUUUUCUUCCUGUAGUUUUUUCCUCCUGUUGUGCUGUAAAUUCUAAAGGUUCCCGGAGAGAUGCACUAAAACUCAGGGGA
Notechis scutatus (mainland tiger snake) is the source of this 4515-nucleotide messenger RNA. The record is from RefSeq and is a predicted model, not a curated record. Lineage: Eukaryota; Metazoa; Chordata; Lepidosauria; Squamata; Elapidae.